Molecule: messenger RNA, 1723 nt
Organism: Budorcas taxicolor (takin)
Lineage: Eukaryota; Metazoa; Chordata; Mammalia; Artiodactyla; Bovidae
Gene: ANKRD39
Product: ankyrin repeat domain 39
Exons: 4
Coding region: 24-575 (183 amino acids)
Biological process (GO): protein localization to T-tubule; regulation of cardiac muscle contraction
Cellular component (GO): T-tubule
Molecular function (GO): protein binding
Source: RefSeq, a predicted model, not a curated record
GGUGGGCGGGCGCGGAGAGCGACAUGGCGGCGCCGCGGCCCUGCGCGGAUGGCCCCUGCUGCUCCCACCCGAGCGCGGCGCCCGGCGUGCAGCAGACGCUGGACGAGAUGGACUUCGAGAGGGGAAUCUGGUCGGCAGCCCUGAACGGAGACCUGGGCCGAGUGAAGUAUUUAAUCCAAAAGGCUGCGGACCCCAGCCAGCCUGACUCCGCAGGCUACACCGCUCUACACUAUGCCAGCCGCAAUGGGCACUAUGCUGUGUGCCAGUUCCUGCUGGAGAGUGGGGCCAAGUGUGAUGCCCAGACCCACGGGGGAGCCACCGCCCUGCACCGCGCCAGCUACUGCGGGCACACGGACAUUGCCCGGCUCCUGCUCUCGCACGGCUCCAACCCCAGGCUGGUGGACGCCGACGGCAUGACCAGUCUGCACAAGGCUGCCGAGAAGGGCCACAUGGACAUCUGCUCCCUCCUGCUGCAGCACAGCCCAGCCCUGAAGGCCGUGCGGGACCGGAAGGCCCGGCUCGCCUGCGACCUGCUGCCUGGCAACAGCGACCUGCGGGACCUGCUGGCCAGCUGAGUUGCCGCCUCCCGUCUCAGUAGCGCUCGGAGGACUCGGACAGCUCUCCCAGCCCCCACCUGGACAGCACCCGAGCCGCAGGGCGAGAGCCCGAGGCCGAAGGACCGGCAGAGCCUCAUUCUGGCCCCUCAAAGGGAGGGAAUUCAGAUUGCGGGGGCUGCCAGGGUGACUGCCUGGACAGAUGAUCGUAUUCUUAAUUAGCUCAUGUGGAAACAUCUAUCCAUGUAGAAAAAAUAAAGUUAUCACCUUACCUCAUCCCCUGCACAAAAAUAAAUUUGGAGUUAAGACCCAAAUCUGAAAAUAUAAAACUGCGUAAGCAUGAGAAGCAGCUAUGGAUUACGUGACACAUGAAAAGCUGCUUUCUAGCCAGGUGACCUUGGUACAAGUCACUGUACCCAUUGUGUCCCGUGGCCCCAUCUCAGGUAGGAGUGACUGGUGGGGUCCCUGUGGGCAUGAGACAAGUGAAGACCUGAGGAGCACUGACGGGGCGCCCAGAGCCUCGCAGACAGCAUUUGAGCUCCCACCUCCCGAAAACGUGACCCACACCUGCAUGUAUACCGUAAGUUCAUUCAUGUUAACUGAGAGACUGCUGCUGCUGCUAAGUUGCUUCAGUCGUGUCCGACUGUGUGCGACCCCAUAGACGGCAGCCCACCAGGCUCCGCCGUCCCUGGGAUUCUCCAGGCAAGAACGGUGGAGUGGGUUGCCAUUUCCUUCUCCAAUGCGUGAAAGUGAAAAGUGAAAGGGAAGUCGCUCAGUCGUGGCCGACUCUUCGUGAUCCCAUGGACUGCAGCCCACCAGGCCCCUCUGUCCGUGGGACCCUCCAGGCGAGAGUGCUGGAGGGUGGAGUGCCAUCGCCUUCUCCGUCUGGGACUACAGGUGCUGUUGCUUUAUGUUGCAAUCAUUGCCAAUUUCUAGGGAGGCGGAAUGCCUGUCUUCGGUGACCUUCUUGUUCAAAUUUAAAUUUUUCAAUUUCUAAAUUUUUUCCUUGAUUCAUAGGAGUCAUUUAUGUACUUUGGAUAUUGAUCCUUUGUUUUGUAUAUAUAUCCACAUAGAUCUUUUUCAUGCUGUCUCUUUACUGUGUUUGUUGUUACCUGUUUAUGAAAAUUGGUACAGUGGAUGGCAGUUUGGCAAUAUCUACUAAAAUUUAA